ACAGGGACACUAUUCAAUCCAUAAAAUCCUGUUGUGUGUCCUCACACCUCCACUCCCCUUUCCAUUCUCACUCUCUCUCUUGAGCUUCUCCUCCAUUUCUCCUCCUCCUCCUCCUCCUCCUCCUCCACGUCGUUCAGCUAUGGCUGAAGCCUGAGGACUAUUACAAUCUGCAGUCCCUUGUCUCUUUGUUCUUCAGCUCUCUGUAUCUGCUUGUAUUAAUCUCAAGAUGAGUUCAGUGAAUUUGGGUUCAUGGGUUCAUACCUCCUCUGUCUUAAACCAAGCUACCAGAUCCAGAUCCAGAUCCAAAUCCUUCUCUUUACCUUUCAAUCCUCUUAAAAGUUUAGCGAUUCCCUUUGUUUAUAGAAAAUCAGAGCGACCCAUUUCCUCUGUAUCUGCAAUUAUCACCAAGGAAGAAGAAACUCUUCAAGAAGAGCAGAAUAAUUCAACACCCUCUUUUGAUUUUAAAUCCUACAUGCUCCAGAAAGCUAAUUCCAUCAACCAAGCUCUAGAAGCUGCCGUUUCUCUCCGAGAACCCGCUAAAAUUCACGAGUCUAUGCGGUAUUCUCUCUUGGCCGGCGGUAAGAGGGUGCGACCGGCCCUCUGCCUCGCUGCGUGUGAGCUUGUUGGUGGGAAUGAUUCCAUGGCGAUGCCUGCUGCAUGCGCUGUGGAAAUGAUUCAUACUAUGUCUCUCAUCCAUGAUGACCUCCCUUGUAUGGACAACGACGAUCUCCGCCGGGGCAAGCCCACCAAUCAUAUCGUGUUUGGAGAGGACGUGGCGGUUCUUGCCGGUGAUGCACUCCUAGCAUUCGCUUUCGAACACAUCGCUGUUUCUACUUUAAAUGUUUCUCCUGCUAGAAUUGUUCGGGCAGUUGGGGAAUUAGCGAAGGCGAUUGGUGCAGAAGGGUUGGUUGCCGGCCAAGUAGUUGAUAUAAGUUCUGAGGGCUUAUCUGAGGUGGGUUUAGAAAAGCUUGAAUUUAUUCAUGUCCACAAGACCGCCAAGUUGCUAGAGGGGGCUGUGGUGCUUGGGGCUAUAUUGGGUGGAGGAACCGAUGAGGAAGUUGAAAAGUUGAGGAAAUACGCAAGGGGAAUUGGGUUGUUGUUUCAAGUGGUUGACGAUAUUCUCGAUGUGACUAAAUCAUCUCAAGAACUGGGGAAAACUGCGGGCAAGGACUUGGUGGCAGACAAGGUUACAUAUCCCAAGCUUUUGGGGAUUGAGAAGUCGAAAGAAUUUGCAGAGAAGCUGAACAAGGAAGCUCAGGAGCAGCUGGCUGAAUUUGAUCCUGAAAAGGCAGCUCCAUUGAUUGCUUUGGCUAAUUACAUAGCUUACAGGCAAAACUAAAGCAUUCUAUGAUCAAUUGUUUGUUUUAUAUAUUUAAAUGAUAAAAUUUGGUCCUCUCUAUAUUGUUUAAACAAAGCUUAGCUCUGUACCAAAUCUAGCAAAUGCAAUUCAAUAGCAAUUGGUCUAGUUAUUUUA
Manihot esculenta (cassava) is the source of this 1474-nucleotide messenger RNA. Its product is annotated as geranylgeranyl pyrophosphate synthase, chloroplastic. Gene Ontology annotation, molecular function: geranylgeranyl diphosphate synthase activity. The transcript has a single exon. Lineage: Eukaryota; Viridiplantae; Streptophyta; Magnoliopsida; Malpighiales; Euphorbiaceae. The record is from RefSeq and is a predicted model, not a curated record. Bases 227 to 1339 code for a protein of 370 amino acids. Gene Ontology annotation, biological process: isoprenoid biosynthetic process.